Hibiscus syriacus is the source of this 475-nucleotide messenger RNA. Its product is annotated as allantoate deiminase 1-like. Bases 90 to 464 code for a protein of 124 amino acids. Gene Ontology annotation, molecular function: hydrolase activity, acting on carbon-nitrogen (but not peptide) bonds, in linear amidines. The record is from RefSeq and is a predicted model, not a curated record. Lineage: Eukaryota; Viridiplantae; Streptophyta; Magnoliopsida; Malvales; Malvaceae. The transcript is spliced from 3 exons.
AUCUCAAUGUCAGCCUAAACAGGAAUGCUGAUGAGCAGUAAUAUCAACUCUAAUGCAGGUAACAUUCACUGUGGAUUUACGUGCAAUCGAUGAUGUCGGAUGUGAGGCCGUUGUUUAUGAAUUAUCUAAUCAGAUUUAUAAAAUAUGUGAUCGACGUGCUGUAUCUUGGAUCAUUUCAGCAUGAUGCAAAUGCAGUAAUUUGUGAUCUAGAACUGAGCUCACGGCUACGAUCCGCGGCUUACACCGCUGUCCACAGAAUGAUAGGGGAGAUUCACGAAGAGGUUCCUGUGCUAAUGAGCGGAGCAGGACAUGAUGCAAUGGCCAUGUCUCAUUUAACCAAGGUCGGAAUGCUAUUUGUCCGCUGUCGGGGAGGCAUAAGUCACUCCCCCGAGGAGCACGUAUUGGACGAUGAUGUUUGGGCAGCCGGUAUAGCUGUUCUUGCAUUUCUUGAGUCUCGCAUGUAAUUUGUAACAUU